CUUAGUGCUGGCUAGCGACCGACGGGUUUCCAUUCUCAGCCAUUCACUGAUAAUUCAGUUAAGACAGUGUGUUCCAUGUGUGUAUGUGUGAUGCGAAGCUACCUCAGCUCAAGCGAUGUAGACGACCUUGUUGGAGCGUACAGUGUAGCGGUAGUGAAGUGGAGUGGAGCCUGCACGAACAUCGCUUUAGAAUUACGUCGUCGGUUGACAUCUACCUAUACCCAUGGAUUAUCUCCAUCACCUUCACAACCUUGAAUUGCUAAGAGAGCUACCUUUGCCAAGACCACGUCGUGGGCUACGGGAUGCUAGAAAUCCAUCGGAAUCGUAUGAGGAUGGGCCAUUUCGAGAUCGGUAUCGACUGUCAAAAGAAACCGUCAUUUACAUCAUCAACAUGCUGGAAGCCGAAUUGAAGAGGGACACACAGAGGAAUGAUCCACUUCCCGUUUAUUUGCAGGUGUUGACGGCUCUCCGUUUUCAUGCAGUGGGAUCAUUUCAAAAGAUGCAUGGUGAUGAGGCAGCAAUAUCACAGUCAUCAAUGUGUCGAAUCAUCAAAGAUGUGUCAGAAGCUAUAGCAAGAAGGAAAAGGCAAUACAUGAAGUUUCCUUCGACAAGAGAAGAAGUGGAAGCAACUCAGCGACAGUUCUUCCAGUACUGCAGAUUUCCAGGAGUGAUAGGUGCAAUUGAUGGGACACAUGUCUACAUCAGGAGCCCUGGUGGGGAUCAGGCAAUAUACUUCCUCAACAGGAAGAAUAGAUACUCGAUCAAUGUUCAGGUUGUUUGUGAUCAGGCUGGGAAAAUAACAAGCAUCGUUGCCAGAUGGCCUGGCAGCACACCUAACUCCGCAACCGUAAGUCACUUUUCAACCAAACUUGGAUGGUAGAUGUACUUAGGCGACCUGCAUAUUAUGCUGCAGUCGGAGGUCACAUGGUAAGGUCAAAGUGUUCAAAGUUUUUGUAGAAAUGUACCAAACCCGACGGUGCUCUCACUCCAUGAUGUGUCACUGCAUCGUAGCAAUCCAGUCGGAUUUGAAAUGGUCUUUACAUGAUGAAUAUAUGGUCAAGCGCGCAAAUAGUCGUUUAUAUGUUCUUCGCACUUUGAAAUAUCAUAGUCUGUAAUUUCAGGACCUUAUAGUUGUAUAUACUAGUUUCGUGAGACCAGUUGUUGAAUAUGCUGUACCUGUAUGGUCAGGAGCACUAACAAAACAACAAGUACAAGUCAUCGAACGUAUUCAGAAACGUGCCCUUAGAAUCAUUUUUGGAGCAGCAUAUUCUUCAUAUGAGCAUGCUUUACUCCAGUCAGAACUGAUGUCUCUUGAAGAUAGAUGGAUCAAACUCUUUGUCUUGCGUUUGCGAAGUCUAUGCAAAUCCCCACGUCUAAACUGUAUCACCUUCUACCUCAAAAUAGGACUUGUCAAUAUCAGACUAGAAGCUUGGCCGGAACAGUAGAGAUGCGAUGUCGAACUUCACGAUAUAGAAAUAGCCCGUUGCCCUCGUUGAUUCGGCACCUUAAAGAGAAAUUCCAGUAGUUGCAGUAAACACUGAUUUCAUGAGAAAGUUUGUAAAACAAGGCUUAAUUGUCAUUAAUCAUCGAGGAUCUAGAUCUGGUACAGUUACAUAAACUGAACUUUGUGAAAUCUUGAAAUCUACGCUGAAAAAUGUUCAGGCUGAAGAUCCCCAACACAGAUAAGCGCACGUGGGACAGUGUAUAAUUAUUGCUUCGAAUGUUGGGCCCGACGCUCUACCCGAAUCCUGUGCUUAUUUGCUGAUUUCUCAGCAAUUACACAAUUUCUUCCAGAAUCCUUUGGCACAUAUGUUUUAUUUAUACAAACAGACACUUUGGUGGUCAUUUCAUUGGAUUCUGUACGAACUCAUUUUGAUAUCGUUACCAAAACUAGCAUUUACCUUUAACUCUAAAAGAAUUUAUUACAAGGAGUAGUUUUUUUUGUAUAUAUCUUCCCCUAUCGUUACAUGUAUAAUAAUAUCAAACUACGAAUGGCUGAGAAUUAAAGAACUCAUCAUUCAUUGGACUCUUAAAAUGUGAUAUCAUUAAAAGAUUGUUUUUUAUAAAAUGCAGAUUACAUACUAAUUCUAAUGUUGAGUUCUCUUUAUGUUGGCGAACUCAAGUUUCAUUUCAUUUCAUUUUACUUUGUUAAUCAAAAUAUUUUUCUUUCAUAUGAGCAAUUAUUCACUGAUAUCUAGUCGUAAACUUAAUAUUUGAAUUGAAGUCAUAAAAAUUGCCAAAAUAUGUAUUAUUGCAGCAUAUUAGAUUAUCGUUUUUUCCCAAAGUAAUGUAAUUCAGAACUUAAUAUGUAAAUGUGUUUAUUAAUUUCUCUUUGUAUAUAUGUUUAAU
Lytechinus pictus (painted urchin) is the source of this 2349-nucleotide messenger RNA. RefSeq names its product putative nuclease HARBI1. The transcript has 5 exons. The coding region runs from base 224 to 880 and encodes 218 amino acids. The record is from RefSeq and is a predicted model, not a curated record. NCBI's taxonomy places the organism in Eukaryota, Metazoa, Echinodermata, Echinoidea, Temnopleuroida, Toxopneustidae.